Molecule: messenger RNA, 886 nt
Organism: Guyanagaster necrorhizus
Lineage: Eukaryota; Fungi; Basidiomycota; Agaricomycetes; Agaricales; Physalacriaceae
Exons: 2
Coding region: 101-631 (176 amino acids)
Source: RefSeq, a predicted model, not a curated record
CCUCGCGGUUCGAGGACAAGACCUGCUGUUAGAUAAUCAGGCUAUUUCAGAGCGGCACCCGAGGCAACUGAGCCUUUUUAGCACCUCUUUGUGUGAUUGGAUGCAAAUCCCGGUGCAUCGACAAUCUUGGUGGCCCCCCGCGUUGGUAGGCGUCCGGAAUAGUUCAGUUGGGAGCGAGAACUGGUUCCGGGCCUGUUUCGUGACUACUACUACGACUCAAAAGUCUACUAUGAUUGAUAACACUGGUACUUUUUCAAGGGUGUGGAAGCAGACCUCAGUUUUCGCAUUAGAACUGCUUGGACGACUUCCUCGGUGCCCCCUUUCUCGAGAGGGACAGCUUCGCUGGUCUGUUGGAUUCUCUACAAAAUUAAGGAACAUACUACACCGAAGUAGAAGCCAUUCCCAGCCCAACUCGAAUCCGAGUUGCCCGGUUACCUUGCAUUUGCCAACCCGGCCUGUAGCUAGAACCAAACUUCCCAGCGGUUCAAGUUCUGGUUACCCACCCUCUUCAGAACCCAAGGCCAUUCUCACGCAUGCUGGCCGAUCGUUCCGAGGUCCUGAAUGUUUUAGGAGACAAGCAGAUUGGGAAAGGCUGAGGGAUUUGAUCUAUUCACGAAGUAGUGGCCGCUAGAGGUUCGUCAAAUGUGCGGCAAUGGACCAGCUUAAUCAUCUAGCUAUCGUGCAAUAACGUAGAGGCUGAUCUUAAAGAUGGAACAAGAAACAUGCCUGUCGAGACCCAGCCGAACAAGCACAGAAAAUAUCAUGCAUCUUCUUCUUCCAUUCAAUCUAGCUCUGUCUACCAAUUUUUUCGCUCGUCAAUGUGUUUCUAGCACUCAAAAAGCGUACGACUAGGUCAUUUGGCCCGACAUUCGCGCUUCUUUUCCUC